GGCAGGCCCCCCCCUGCUCCCACUGGCCUUGAAAUAGCGGCGGCGGGCUCAGCACCGCGCAGUGACCCGGCUCCACGCACCAUGGGUGGCAAGAAAGUCUGCGUCGUGGGCUCCGGCAACUGGGGCUCGGCCAUUGCCAAGAUCGCCGGCAGCAACGCGGCGCGGCUGAGCACCUUCGAGAAUCAGGUGAACAUGUGGGUGCUGGAGGAGGAGGUGGGCGGCCGGCGCCUCACCGACAUCAUCAACACGGAGCACGAGAACGUCAAGUACCUGCCGGGGCACAAGCUGCCCCCCAACGUGGUAGCAGAGCCAGACCUGCUGAAAGCUUGCGCAGGGGCUGACAUCCUCCUGUUCGUGGUGCCCCACCAGUUUAUUGGCCAAGUCUGUGACCAGCUCAAGGGCCACAUGAAGAAAGAUGCUGUUGGGGUGUCGCUCAUCAAGGGGGUGGAUGAAGGACCAGAUGGGCUGAGGCUGAUCUCAGACAUCAUCCACGAGAAACUGGGAAUAGAGAUGAGCGUCCUCAUGGGCGCCAACAUCGCUAAUGAAGUGGCAGGAGAGAAGUUCUGUGAAACAACCAUCGGCUGCAAGAACAUCCAGCACGGGCAGACGCUGAAGGAGCUGAUGCAGACACCCAACUUCCGAGUGACGGUGGUGCAGGACGCUGACACCGUGGAGAUCUGUGGGGCUCUCAAGAACGUUGUGGCUGUAGGAGCUGGUUUCUGUGAUGGGCUCGGCUACGGAGACAACACGAAGGCUGCCGUGAUCCGUCUGGGGCUGAUGGAGAUGAUCGCCUUCGCCAAACUCUUCUGUAAGGGCCCCGUCGCCUCCUCCACCUUCCUGGAGAGCUGCGGGGUGGCUGAUCUCAUCACCACCUGCUACGGUGGCCGCAACCGCAAGGUGGCUGAGGCUUUUGCCCGCACUGGGAAGACUAUUGAGCAGCUGGAGAAGGAGAUACUGAACGGGCAGAAGCUGCAGGGACCCCCGACGUCUGCUGAGCUGCAUCGCAUCCUUAAACUCAAGAACAUGGUGCAUAAGUUCCCCCUCUUCACAGCUGUGUAUCAGAUCUGCUAUGAGGGCAAACCUGUCACCGAUGUCAUCAAGUGUCUCCAGAACCACCCUGAGCACAUGUAAGUGGGCUCUGCCUGGGAAACCACCGAUCCUGCCGAGCGGAGAGCUCCUGCCCGCGCCAGCUCGCUCUGCUGCUGCAGCCUCGUAAGGAGGCUGGAUUUCCUGGGAGCCUUUGCAGAGUGCUGGAAGGGCCCAGGUUCCCCUUCUCAGCCCUGGACACUGCCAGCCUGAGCCUGGCACCUGCACGGAGGUACCUGCUGAUCCCUCUCUCCCUCUGAAGGACUCGUUUAAGCUUCUGCUGCUGUCUAGGGUCUGUCCUGAGUGAUGCCCGGCGUCCUCCUCCUUUCACUUUCUCUCGCCGUGAUGGAUUCACCUCUCAGAGGGACUCUGCCAGGUCGUCCUGAUCGAUGUGGGCUGUGCACGAGGUGCUGCUUGGGAGGAGAAGCUUUGCUGUUAGCCCCGCGGGGCCCUUCGCAUGAUGCUAGCCCUGUCCUGCUCCCUGCGGUUGCUUUGGGCUCAGCUGGCUCGUGGGGAGGGCCCAGCUCCCUGCCAGGCUCCACCAGCGUGCCUGAAGCUCCUCAGGACUUUCAAAGGGGCCGAGAAUCACUCUUCUUCCCAAGAAGCACAGAAUACAGCACCUUUGCCACCCUGUCGUGCGCUGUUUCCCAGCCACCACCACCUGCCCCUGCCCAACGGUGCGGCCAAUGCUUUGCGUGUGAGGGCAGCCCCACAGUGAGGCUUUAGAGCUUGUUUAUUUAGAUUUUUUUUGCUCUCGCUAUCAAAUCUGGCCCCUGCCCCUGGGAAAUUCCCCUCUUGUCACAGAUUUGCCUGUGCUAAAUGCCCCCUGACUGUCCCUGGACAGCCUUUCUCCCUUAUGGGUUUGUCCUCUGGCUGGCUUUGGCACUGCAGGGACCAACCGCCCCAAAGUCUUUCUGAGCAGCUGGCAGGCUGUGUAACCCUUGACAGUGAACCCGACAAAGCAGUAGGGUCAUGUUGCUUUUAGAUGAAUGAUCCACAGCAGCUUUUUGCCUUCUCUCUGGCUUGCUCCAGUCUCUGCCUUAGCCUGGUCUUUGCUCCUACAUGUGGCUUGCGAGGAGCUGAGAAAGCAGGUUCCACACUUUACUUUCCCGCACUGCCCUUCCUGUGAGGGUGCUGGAAGCUGCCCACCAGCCCAAGGGGCAGCAAGGGACAUGUGAUCCACGGGAGGUACAAGGAGACCUCCACCAUCACAGGAGAGGACAGAGGUCUCACACCUCGUGCUGUGCCUUUCAGAGUUGCCCCUUGGCCAGCCGGGUGCCACGUGCCCCUCUGGUGCUCUGCAGCUGGCUCGCUCCGCUCGUGUUUGCUCAGGCCAGCGUGUCCAGAGGUUCACUGACCCUGGCAGGCCCGAGCUGCUCCAGGUCUCACUGUCCACCUCCCUUUCAGGUCCUAGUGCCGCUGGGUCUCUGACUAGCAGUGUACUUGAUGAACAUUUAAAAUAAUAAUAAACUUGGAGAGGAGAGAGGGGACACGCUCUUUGCUCUGUGGCUCCGGUGCAUCGUUGUCUUUGGGUUGGUGCCUGCUGGCCUUGCUGAGUGCAGAACAGGGCACUGUCAGUUCCCUCCUGGCUCUGCACCCUUGUGUGCUGUCCCAGAAACAGCAAGAAUGCCCCUGCAGGUCACUGUUGAGUCACAACAUAACACAGUGUCCCACUUGCCUUCUCUCAGCAGCAGUUCCAGCGUUAAGGGUUGGCCGUAGGACCGCAGAGGGCUGAGGCUGCGAUGCUGAACUGGGUACAGAAUCCAAACUCUUCUACCUGGGGCCUGCAGGAGCCAGGCCAGGACCCCACUGUGCCUCAUCUACCCCAGGCCUCCCCUUCUCUGAUGUCUUGGCUUCUUGGGGCAUGCUGUGUUGUUUUAUUCAUCUCUUCCCAACUGCUUUUCCUGGACUUGCCCUCUCCCUUUCUUUCUUUGAAAUGCAUCUCGUACUGAGUGACCUUUCCAGGACUGUUAGCCCUCUGCUCAGCCUCUUGCUAGGGGAAUUUAAUCUGCUGGCACUGCAGUUGUUUCUGUGCCUUUUAUUAGACAUGCUUUCUCACUAGGCACCCUACGACCUUUAAAUUCAACUGAGCUAUCGUACGGAAAGUAGCCAGCAUCAGCUUCCUCUAAUGAGGAACUUUAUUGAGGUUGGAGGGAAGAUAAAGGAAGUCCAGCGUGUUCCUACAGGGCUGGCACAACUUCUAUUCCCUUUGUCUUGAAUUGCUUCAGGAAUCCCAGCUCAAGCGUUUGACCACGAGGCUCAUAAUGGAGGGAGGGUGCCAGAGUCUCCUCCCUCCACACCUCGCAGUCUCUCACCUGGGCUUUGCCAAACUCUUGCCAGCACCUGCCUGGAGCUGCAGCAGGAUCCGGAAUUGUGUUUUAGACUUGCAUUUAGCUGUUAGCUUCUCUGCUGUGGAAUUGCUUUGUGCAUCCCUCCUCGUGUGGGUUCCUCUGACACUGUGGCACUGGCCGAGUCCCUGCCAGCCCUUCCCAGCAUUUGCUGAAGGUCCCAAGUCUCACCUGGGGGUGGCCAGUGCACGAACCUCUUGCUUUUAGACGCCCCGUGCCUCGCACUAGUGCUGGAGUUCACGAGCUAUAAAAAGUCUUCCCUUUGCCAUUUGGAGUUAUGUUCUGCAGCCUCAGCACAUCCAGGCACCGCAGGACUCGGCAGCCUGGGGAGCUGCUGCUGCGGAGCGGCCCCGGGGAAAGGCCCCGGGAGAUGGGGGGGCUGCCGGGCUCCUGCAGCCUCAGUGCUCGACAGAGCCCCGGGCGCAGCGCGGUGCCGUGACAGCACGAUGGAAACGCCA
Messenger RNA from Athene cunicularia (burrowing owl), 3892 nucleotides. RefSeq names its product glycerol-3-phosphate dehydrogenase 1 (gene GPD1). The record is from RefSeq and is a predicted model, not a curated record. Gene Ontology annotation, biological process: carbohydrate metabolic process; glycerol-3-phosphate catabolic process. Gene Ontology annotation, cellular component: glycerol-3-phosphate dehydrogenase (FAD) complex; cytosol. The coding region runs from base 82 to 1131 and encodes 349 amino acids. Gene Ontology annotation, molecular function: NAD binding; glycerol-3-phosphate dehydrogenase [NAD(P)+] activity; protein homodimerization activity. Lineage: Eukaryota; Metazoa; Chordata; Aves; Strigiformes; Strigidae. The transcript has 8 exons.